This is a messenger RNA of Drosophila obscura, 1905 nucleotides long. Its product is annotated as cytochrome P450 4p1-like. Bases 57 to 1607 code for a protein of 516 amino acids. NCBI's taxonomy places the organism in Eukaryota, Metazoa, Arthropoda, Insecta, Diptera, Drosophilidae. Gene Ontology annotation, molecular function: iron ion binding; heme binding; oxidoreductase activity, acting on paired donors, with incorporation or reduction of molecular oxygen. The transcript is spliced from 8 exons. The record is from RefSeq and is a predicted model, not a curated record.
GAAUCGCUCGGAAUGGCAGUUUCGCGAGAGAAGCCCAUCAGUGCGGUUGCGGAGCGAUGAUUACCUUGUGGCUGACGGUGGCACUUUCUGUGUUCGUUUUGUGGCUCUAUCGGGUCAACAAGAACUACUACAUUAUGGCCUUUUUCUCGCGGCGAGUCCGCACCAAGGAUGGCAGACCCGUGGCAAGUAUUGUGCCCUCGCCCAAAGGUCGCACGAUCUUUGCCAACUGCUUCGAUAUGUAUGGCAAAGACCACGCCGGCGUUUUCAGCUACUCUCGCGAGCUGUCCAAGAGAAUGGGCGAAAGCUACUUGGAAUAUGGCAUGGGCGUGCCCUUACUGAACAUUAUCGAUGCGGAGAACGCCGAGAACGUACUCAAUCAUCCGAAGCUGAUAACCAAGAGUCUGGUGUACGACUUUCUGCAGCCCGCCCUUAGAACUGGUCUGCUGACAUCCUCAGAUAAGAAAUGGCACGCCCGUCGCAAGAUGCUCACCCCCACAUUCCACUUCAAUAUAUUGGGUCAGUUCCAGGAGAUCUUCAGAGCGGAAAGUCUGAAGUUUGUGCAGCAGUUUCAAAGCCAAGCGGAGAGCAUCGUUUCCCUGAGCGAACUCAUUCCCAGAUUCACUCUGAACAGCAUUUGUGAGACUGCGAUGGGCGUGAACCUGGACGAAAUGGCCGAGAAGGGCGACCGAUACCGCGAGGGCAUCCACCAGAUCGAAAUGAGUUUUAUCAGGCGCCUGAGCAAUCCCCUGCUGUGGAACAAGACUAUCUACAAUUGGUUUGCGGCCAAGAAGUAUGACUCCUUCCUGACAGUGGUCCACGACUUCUCCAGCGAGAUCAUUGCCAAGCGGCGACUGCUACUCGAGGAGGAACUGGAACUGAGAAGAUCCACACAGACGGCCGAUGACGACAUAUUCGUGAGCAGGAAGAAACGGUUUGCAAUGCUGGACACCCUGAUUUGUGCUGAGAAGGAUGGCCUCAUCGAUCAUGCCGGAAUAUGCGAGGAGGUGGACACGCUGAUGUUUGAAGGGUACGACACCACCUCCAUCGGCCUCAUCUUCAGCCUGAUGAACAUGUCCCUGUAUCCCGACCAGCAAGAGCUCUGCUUCAAGGAGAUCGAAGAGCACAUAGAAGAUAACUUUGACAAUCUGGACCACAAUCAGCUGAGCAAGCUGAAGUACCUGGAAUACUUUAUAAAGGAGACCAUGCGGCUGUUCCCCUCCGUUCCGAUCAUGGCUCGUCAGACCGUUCAGGAGACGGAGCUGGCCAACGGCCUCGUCCUCCCCGCGCACUCCCAGAUCACCAUUCACAUCUUUGAUGUACAUCGCAAUCCCAAGUACUGGGACUCUCCAAAUGAAUUCCGUCCGGAGCGCUUCCUUCCAGAGAACUGCCAGAAUCGGCACACCUAUGCCUACAUUCCGUUCAGUGCGGGCCAACGCAAUUGCAUUGGUCAAAAAUUCGCCAUGCAGGAGAUGAAAACUUUGAUUGUUGUGCUCCUCAAGCAGUUCCGAAUUCUGCCACUGAUCGACCCCAAGUCGAUUGUUUUCAACGUGGGAAUUACACUGCGCACCCAGAACAACAUUCAAGUGAAACUUGUCAGGCGAAAGUGAGGCGAAGGGUGCCGUUGGUGCGGGCUAUUAGAGUAGUUUAACAGCUGUCAUUAAGAGGUUUAGAUGCAUCCAUAAGCUACGCCUAUGACUGCAGUGAGUUAACAAAACGUAGCUAAAAGUAAUCUAUCUCGAUUGGGAUCAAGGGUCGGGUCUACCAAUCUAUUACCAUGAUGAAUAAACCACAAGAAACAAGUUUUAGAUGAUCUUGAUUUUGUUGUGUUCGACUCUUGGAUACCCUCUGUUCGGACUUACAAAUGUAUAUUGUGUGCCAUUCAAUAAAUCUUGCAUAAACCACAAA